Molecule: messenger RNA, 927 nt
Organism: Staurois parvus
Lineage: Eukaryota; Metazoa; Chordata; Amphibia; Anura; Ranidae
Source: the annotation of a GenBank genome assembly
GUCUGUGGUUUGUGCGGAAACUUCGAUGGAAUUGAAAACAAUGAUUUAGUAAGCAGCCAUAAUCAGGUGGAAAUUAACCCAAGCAACUUUGGAAACUCAUGGAAAGUGAAUCCUCUUUGUGCUGAUGCUGCAAUGUUCUCCGCUGCAGUGUCCAUGCCACUUUGCCAAGACAAUGUUUUGAAACAGGCAGCAGUAGAACACGCCUGCAGCAUCCUCAUGGGUGACAUCUUUCAAGCAUGUGAGAAACUGGUAGAUCCAACACCAUAUUACGAGAUUUGCACGUAUGACACUUGCACUUGUGAAUCAAUUGGGGAUUGUGCAUGCUUCUGCGAUUCCAUAGCAGCUUAUGCACAUGCAUGUGCACAGAAAGGAGUGAUUGUACAGUGGAGAGCAUCACAACUGUGUCCUCAGAGUUGUGAAGAGAAGAAUGAAAAAGAACUGGAGUAUGUAUGUGAAUGGAGAUACAACAGUUGUGCACCAGCUUGCCCAGCAACCUGUCAACAUCCUGAGCCCUCAAACUGCCCUCUGAAGUGUGUUGAAGGGUGCCAAGCACACUGUCCACCCGGUAAAAUUCUAAAUGAAGUAUCAGAGUCAUGUAUUGAACCCAAAGACUGUCCAGUGUGUGUGGUUGGCGGUCGCCACAUCCCACAUGGAAAGAUCAUUUUCCUGAACCAAGAUGACCCCAAAAGCUGUCAGCAAUGCCAUUGUCAAGAUCAGACUCUUCAGUGUAUUCCUUGUGUGAUAAACCAUAUACCAACGACACCCAGUCCUGCCUCGACUGAGGAGCCUACUACUCCUGAGGAAGAGGAGGAGGAGGAAGCUACAGUGCCACCAGGAACGUAUACCUGUGAGAAAGCUAUGGACUUGGUUUUCCUGGUAGAUGGCUCAUCAAAACUAUCUGAAGCUGAAUUUGAAAUUGUGAAGGAC